UAAUAUUAUUGUUUUCGUAAUAUCUCCAUUUCUAAUUUUCCAUAUCUCAUUUUCUAGGCGCUUGCCGGCUUUUAUCAUCGGCGUUUUCUGAGAUCUUCAAGAUUCUAGCAAUUUUUCUAUCUUGAUUUUACGAUGAUCACCGAUGAAGAUCUCGCGCGGAGAGUGAAUGAUAUCUCCCAGAGCCUCUCGACCAUUGUUUCGCCGACUCAACAAGAUAAGAUUCUGGAUAUGAUCGUAAGAAUCGUGAAAAACGCGACGAGAGAGCAACUGCAGUCCCGUCAUCCUCAAGCACUCGUCACGAGCGUGCUGAAAAUCUUGUUGCGUUACGAGAAUCUACUGCAUACGAACGGGCUGUGCGACUGGAAGCGUCGACGGAGGUUCAAGAUCGCCCGUGACUGCUAUCACGCUCUGCUGAAAGGUUACUUGCCGGAAAGAUCGCGGGACGUUGUGGAGACGAUCGUGGAGAUCAUUCACCGCGACCGGCUCUGGGAAUUCGAAACUUUCUGCUUCGAGCUGAUGUACAGCCUAUUGGACGUCAAUUCGGCCAGCGGUGGACUGAUCAUUCACGCGGUCUGGGACAAACUGUCGUUGCCGGAGAUCACCGUCGAAGAUGCCCGCGCCAUGAUCAGGAUGCUGUACGAGCUGUUGGAUGUGUACGAGUGGCCGGCGACGCAAGAAACGGUCGCAACGGUAGAGAGGAUGCUCGCUCUCUUUUACGCCAGUAUAAUCGCACGAUUGACGGCGACAUCCAACUCUUCUAUCUCGGCUUUGUACGCGAGUCUCAAGAAGGGCCUAGAGGUUUGUCUGAGGAACACUAUAAAGCAUUUGCCGAACGAUCAGCUGCUGGUGAUCGUACAACAUAUGUGCUCGUGGACGGUAGCCGCUGGCGUGACCGACGAGAUUGUCCUCGAGUUCGGCAGCACUCUGGAAUAUGCCGCUUACACGCAUCGGGCGGGCCUUUACGAGCAGACUCUCACGCCGACGAUAUUUCCGCUGCUGAUGCGAAUGGUAGGAUCUGUCAGUCGGCUGACCAGUCUAUUGGGCAAUCGGGUAUUGCAGUAUCUGUUGGAUCGCAGGAACAACCGAGCAAUCUUUGAUACGCCCAAGAUCUUCUUCGAGCAGACACGUCUCAAUGUUCGCAUCUCAUACUGUCGUGAGGAGGACCGGCUGUUCUUCAAGUUACAUCGCGAAUUACUGCACGACAGCCUGCUGAGAAGUCUGGCGAAUCACUCGGAUUCACGGAUGAAUCUGGAGAUGACAUAUUGCACCAUGUGCCUGAUCGCCGUUGAAGUGCCAUGCGGCUUCACGGCCGCCGCCUUGGUCUGUCUCGCUAUGAAUCUGCAAGAGAUCGUUCUGCAGCAGCAAGACAAUCGCCUGGAAGUAGCCUGCCAUAUGCACGCUACGAUCAUCUCUGUCAUGUCGCUUAUCUGUUGGAUACACAGGGCUAAAGUAUUUUACGAUUACGUAAACAGAAUUGUAACUGAAAGGGCGCAAUGGGCGCCGCACUUAAAUCCUCCCAUCCAAUCCCAGUACAACUUUGCUGUGCACCACGUUCUCUGGAACAAGCCGGAACUGUUCUUCGUUGACUGGGAAGCGCGCUACGGCCUGUGGAAAUGUUUCCGUUUAGUUAACAGUAGCCAUGAUACUAUCAUUGAUCGUUUGACAUGAAGUACAUCCAUAAAUAUUGGAUAAAACAAAGGAUUUAUAAAUGGAAGAGAAUCCAAAGGAACCAAGGAUUCACAUAGAUCCGAUUAUUUCUAUACAAUUGAUUAUUUCAUAUUUAAAAGAUCUGUGGGAUCAAGGAUCUAAUAUAAAUCCAAGGAGCCAUGAAUUAUCCAAAAUUCGAACAAGAAUGAAGAUUUUUAACUCAGUACUUUGAAUAGAUUAUCGCAAUAAUAGAAAGAUUAUCUUUUUUAUAUUAUUAAUAAUAGAAAGAUUAUUGUUUUUAGUUA
Molecule: messenger RNA, 1952 nt
Organism: Formica exsecta
Lineage: Eukaryota; Metazoa; Arthropoda; Insecta; Hymenoptera; Formicidae
Exons: 1
Coding region: 133-1668 (511 amino acids)
Biological process (GO): protein localization to plasma membrane
Cellular component (GO): plasma membrane
Source: RefSeq, a predicted model, not a curated record